Messenger RNA from Iphiclides podalirius (scarce swallowtail), 561 nucleotides. NCBI's taxonomy places the organism in Eukaryota, Metazoa, Arthropoda, Insecta, Lepidoptera, Papilionidae. The record is from the annotation of a GenBank genome assembly.
AUGUUAAUACAUUUUCCAAAAGAAAAGCACGAUACGAUACCUAUCGUUUUAGUAAUAGAAACGUACUUCUCAAGCUCCAGACCGGGGAGACCACCGAAGCGGGCCUCCGGGGUCGGUCUCUCGCUCGCCGCAACCCAGUUCCCAGGACACCCGUUCAAGAAGCACCGCCUGGAGAACGGCGACUACUCGCCCUACGAGAACGGCCAUAUGAGCGAAAUGGCCCGAAUGGAGAAGUCACCGCUCCUCGCCAACGGAUACAACGCACCUCCGACGCAUCUUGGACCCAUGGGCUUCAUGCACCAGCAUGCGCUAAUGUCACCGGGAAUGCCGCAUCCAGGAGUUCCUAGGCCUGACGGCUCCAUAAUCAAGGGGCAGCCGAUGCACAAUAUGGAAGCUCUUGCAAGAUCUGGUAUUUGGGAGAAUUGUAGAGCCGCUUAUGAGGACAUCGUAAAACAUCUCGAAAGAUCCGUGUGUCGGAUAGAAUUACAGUCGGACACCGGGCCGUGUACCGAUGUGUCACUGUCAGGCGAGGAUCGGCCCGCGGCGCGGCGGGCGCUGGAU